ACCUCCCCAGCCCCCGUUCAGACCAAACGGCAGCCUCGCCGCGCCGCAUGCCCUUAUCUACCAAUGGAAUGCAACAGCUGUGCGGGGGAGCGGCAGGGUGGGCUGGCUGAAACCCCCCUGCCAGACCCCCGCACAGCCUCCCCCCCACCCUCUCCACCUCCAAGCGACGUGCCGGGCUCCUGAAAGGCAGCUCAACUAAAAAGUGAGCUAGACACAGUGAGAGACUCGGCAGGGCUGCUGCACAUUCAAAAUAGAGUCAGAGGGAGGGAAGAGAGAGGGAGAGAGAGAAGGAGAGUCAGGGACAGGCAGUGCUGUAAAGGAGAGCACAAAGAGAAGGAAAGUGGAGCAGGGGAGGGGAACAGGAGGCUGGGUGAAGGGAGAGGGAAAGACAAAAGAAGGAGAGGGGAGACAUAGCAGGGUGAACGGAGGGGACUGAGCAAAUGGCUACGGAGGAGACGGCGGGGGGAGCCAGGAAAGCCACCAAGAGCAAACUGUUUGAGUUCCUGGUCCAUGGAGUGCGUCCUGGCAUGCCGUCUGGAGCAAGGAUGCCCCACCAGGGAGCUCCAAUGGGCCCCCCCGGCCCACCGUACGGAGGGAGCCCGGCGGUGCGGCCCGGCCUGCCCUCCCCGGUGAUGGAGCCCAGUCGCAAGAGACCUGCCCCCUCCCAGCAGGUCCAGCAGCAGCAGCAGCAGCAACAGCAGCAGCAGCAGCAGCAGGCCGUCCAGAACCGGGCCAGAAAGAAGCCAGUCGGAUUCCCCGGAGCCAAUGAGAUGCCGGCGAGGCAGAUGGACAUGAGAGAGCCCCAAUCAGAUCCCACGCUCGGAUCAAAUGCUAAGAGAAGGAAAAUGGCAGACAAGAUUCUUCCGCAAAGGAUCCGUGAGCUGGUACCUGAGUCUCAGGCCUACAUGGAUCUGCUGGCGUUUGAGCGCAAACUGGACCAGACCAUCAUGCGCAAACGUGUGGACAUCCAGGAAGCAUUGAAGAGACCAAUGAAGCAGCAGAAGCGUAAACUGAGGCUUUACAUAUCAAACACCUUCAACCCUGCCAGACCCGAUGCAGAUGACUCAGACGGCAGCAUUGCAUCGUGGGAGCUGCGAGUAGAGGGGAAGUUGCUGGAUGACCCGGGGAAGCAGAAGAAGAAGUUCUCUUCAUUUUUUAAGAGCCUGGUGAUCGAGCUGGACAAAGACCUCUACGGUCCUGACAACCACCUGGUUGAGUCAACACGUGGUGCUCUGCUCUUUCAGUGGCACCGCACGCCCACCACUCAGGAGACGGACGGCUUCCAGGUGAAAAGGCCGGGAGACGUAAGCGUGCGCUGCACUCUGCUGCUGAUGCUGGACUACCAGCCUCCCCAGUUUAAGCUGGACCCUCGCCUGGCUCGCCUGCUUGGCAUUCACACUCAGACUCGCUCCUGCAUCAUCCAGGCCCUCUGGCAGUACGUCAAGACCAACAAGCUGCAGGACUCCCAUGACAAGGAGUACAUCAACUGUGACAAGUACUUCCAACAGAUCUUUGACUGUCCUCGGCUGAAGUUCUCUGAGAUCCCUCAGCGUCUCACCAACCUCCUCUUACCCCCCGACCCCAUCGUCAUCAACCAUGUCAUCAGCGUGGAUCCCAACGACCAGAAGAAAACGGCCUGCUACGACAUCGACGUGGAGGUGGAAGACCCCCUGAAGGGUCAGAUGAGCAGCUUCCUCCUCUCCACCGCCAACCAGCAGGAGAUUGCCUCGCUCGACAACAAGAUCCAUGAGACCAUCGAGUCCAUCAACCAGCUGAAGAUCCAGAGGGACUUCAUGCUCAGUUUCUCCAGAGAUCCCAAGGGCUACAUCCAGGACUGGCUCAAAUCCCAGAGCCGAGACCUUAAGUUAAUGACAGACGUGGUGGGGAACCCUGAGGAGGAGAGGAGGGCGGCGUUUUACCAUGAGCCCUGGUCCCAGGAGGCUGUCAGCCGCUAUUUCUACUGCAAGAUCCAGCAGAGGAGACAGGAGCUGGAACAGGCCUUAGCUGUCCGCAACACCUAAACCAAGGCCCUCCUGAAUCCCUGCAUCUGAUAUCAGAGCUGUGUGUGUGUAUGUUUGGAUGUGUGUGAGGCCAUCGCUGUAGUCUGGUGAAACCUUACACCUCUAGAAAUGUAAGUAACUAAAACAAACAAACAAAAAAAAACAUCCUUUGCUUUCGUGAUGAAAGAAAAUGCAAUUUCUUUCCAAAGAUUUGAAAUGAAAAGGGAAUCUAGAGGAGGAGGUUUUCACACGACAGCAGCGAUGUGGACGUGUGGAAGCCCAGAUCCCGAUGCACAGACGCGUCCACUGCAUAUUUGUUCCCGUAUUGUGCAGGACUGUGAGGACAUCAUCAUUAACCGCAUGUAUUCGGCUGCACCCUCAGAGGUCAAGCCCCUCAGACCGCAAGCAUCCUCAGACUCACUGCCUAAUAAACAAAAACCUCCCCCAUCAUUGCUCCUCUCUGCUUCUGUAAAUACGUCGCAAUCAUGUCAAGACAGACUCUGAACCGGCUGCUCACACACCACUGUGUUUUCGGAUUCUCAUCUUGAAAGAGUUUGCUGCUGCGUCCGACAUGAUGUAACCUGGUGUCACAGUCAAUCCUUACGGCGCUCUGGAUAAGUCUUCGUAUUUUAUGUGUUCCAACUCUUUCUGUUUGAUUGUGAGUGUGACUCUGUGUGUUUUUUUGUUUGUUCUCAUUAGGAGAGUGUUUUUUUUUUUUUUUUUUAAAGACUGAUUAAUUACACCAGCAAAGUGAAGAUUACAGUGUGACACAUUGGGUUGCAGGGAAUCAGUUCUAUCUAUAAACCUGAGGUGUGGAUUUUAUUCAUUUUCAGGUUGGAGUGAAUCAAUUGGAAAACCUCCAGUGUGUCUCAUUUUAGUCGCAUUCGCCAGUAAACAGACUUCUUUUUACAGUAAUUCCGACAACAGUAUUAGGUAACUUAAGUAUUAUCACCAAGAGAAUAGUGUUUUAAUGAAGGAGAAGCAAAGUAUUGAUCAUCAACAUAAUUUCUUCCCUUAAAGGGACAGUUUGGAUUUUUUGAAGAGGAGCUGUAUGAGGUACUUAUCCAUAGUUGGUGUAUUACUUACAGUAGAUGGUGGUCAGUAUGCCCCCAGUUUGGAGAAGCAGACAGGCAUACCGCCACCACAGAAACUCAGCAAUGUACUGCUGUGAAUAAAAAAAAGACAACAUAAAGAAAUCAAUAUCAGUCCAAGUGGACAGUAUAUUCAUAAUAUUCUAUACCGCAUUACCUUGCCGUUAGACAGCCCUUUCCUUUGGCACUACAUUUCUCAACCGGAUAACAUAUAUUCCUACGCAAAAGUCCAACUGCGCCGUGCACUGUAUUAUGCCUCAGGUUAGGUUUUGGGGGUGAGAAAAGGCUGUUCUCGAUCCAACUGAAAUGACACUUUGCUAAAGAUGUUUAAGAUGGUGCACGCUUAAAACAGAGAAAUAAAAACAGUUUUGGCUAAUGGCAAAGCAAAUUGCUAGUUAAAAUUAUGCUAAAUAGCUACAAGUAAUUGAAACGACUUACCAAACAAGAAGUCAAGUGUGAAGCGCUGGCAUCUGGUGGUUCAGAAAGAACCUGACGUCGUGUUGGAACCAAGUCCCACUCAUGGCAGCAGCAGCUCUCUGGGUCCAAAAGCAUGCAUUUAGCGUUUUGAUAGUUAGCGUGUGCUCUUUCUUUACCUCCAGUUUCCACAGAAGUUUCCCCUUUUACUCUGUUUUCCGGCCCGUUCAGUCCCUAGCCAUAGAAGUUGUUCUUCUCUACACUCUUUCACAAAGGUAUCCCUUUGUCUCCACAGUGAACAGCGUUUCAUCGUAGCUCUCAAUUACAGAUUUUUAAAAUUUUCUUGUAUUUGUUAUCUCUUUAAACCUGAUGGACAAUACAGUGGCCAUGCUUAUAUGUAGAAAUACACAAGUUAAAUGGUUGAAAAAAUGCAGAGCCAAAGGAAAGGGCUGCCUGACAAUAUGGUGUCCACUUUGACUAACGCUGACAUUUUUUAGAUAGGCCUUUUUAAAGUGGCUAAAGUACAUUUAGCCUACAAAAACCAUCCACAGCAGUACAUCACUGAGCUUCUGUGGCAGUACUUCUGCCUGCUUCUCCAAACUGGGGGCGUGCUGACUGCCAUUUACUGUAUGUAAUGCACUGACAAUGGAUAAGUGCCUCAUAGAACCCCACUUCAGAAAAUCAGAACUGUCCCUUUAAUCAUAGCAAAAUGACAAAUAUGCCUCUACAUGUUGGGACUUGUCGACUGAUUUGUUUUGUCACUCACUGCCUCUUCCUUGUGUAGUAUUCUGCCAGUCAAUGUGCUGAAGGUGUUACCAAAGGUUGCAACAAGAAGAAGAGAAACACGAUCACUGAAAUAGAAGUGGGCAAAAAAAAUCCUCACCUGGGUUUAACAGAAAUUGCAAAAACAUAUCCUUGUAAGGCGGUUGUGACAAAUCUGAGCAAUUUGAAAGGGGCUUAGUCCUGGAUGUUUGCCUUUUGUAGCCAAUUAGGCCUCAGGUCUCUAUAAACAAAGCCUGAAACUGUUAUUGCAGCGAGCACUUGAGCCCAGGUCUGGAGGUUUUUGUCCAUUUCUACACUUUUUAUGUUACAUGAAGAAGAAGAAAAAAAGUUUUUCUUUUCUAGAGAUGUGAAUGUAAAUAUGUUUUCCCUGAAGAGGGCCAACUGUACAGUAUACGACAGACUAUUUGUGUGUGUUUGUUUUGGGGAGGGGGGGUGUGAGUUACAUGGUGCAUUAUGGGAGCUCCAUGAGUUUUGAAUUAGUAGGGCAGGAAUGUUAGUGUUCCUCUGUGUACUAUCUUGGGUCGGGGUGGUUUAUUUUAGGUCCAUCCCGUUACUAUCAUGGGAGCUGGAAGCUGCAACAAAGAAAGACCUCCCUCGCUUUGAAUCUCAGUAGCUGUUACCACACGAUAUAAUCUGCACCGAUCUCCUUUUACACUUUUUUUUAAUGACACUUGACUUGUAUGUAUAUGUUGUAAUGUCAGAUGGAGGAUUUUUUUGUGUCAGCAGUCUGAGCUGGAACCUUUUUCUGGGUUUCUUUGCACUGUGCUGUAGUUCUGUUGUCGGGACUCGUCAUCACGGGUGAGACCUUUAUUAUCCCAGCAUACACAAAAAGUGAUUGGAUGAUUUCACGAUGACCUAUGCAUGCUCCAUGGACAUUAAUUACUACAUCUGAUGAGAUAGUGUGUGUAAAUAUAAAAAGAUGGCAUAGCAGUCUAUGUGACGAGCAAAAGACUUUUGUUGAAAUGCCUUCUGGAAACUUUUUUGCCAAAAAUGAUAUGCCCUACCAGCAACUAACUGUAGGUGUGAUUUUUUCUGAACUGUGUUUUUGUUACUAGGACUAAGUUAUAUUAACUGCACUCGUUAGAGGAGAAACAGUAGUCAAUGGUAGUAUCUUAGUCCUGCGUCUGACCAGGAUUGAUUUGUCUUUGUAUGGCCAGGGCAUUCACAUUGUUGUCAUACAGUCACUAAUUCACUUGCACCCUCUUGUGGAGGAAACGAGAAGCUGCAACUCCUGGGUGACCUCAGCUCCGAGCGCCACAGCAUCAGAAUAUCUGACGGAAAUGUUAACAAGACUACUGCGUCUCCUGUUGCUACACCCUGACAUACUAUCGACAUGUUUGUCUCACUCCCUGCAUGUGUUUGUGAAGAGUGGGAAGUGCUCUUUCUCUCUGUUUACACUGUUGUCAGAGCGUCACCAACAGGGAGAUGAUAGUAUACAUAAUAACACUGUAUAUCUGUAAAGAGCAAACUCGUUUGGUGAUUACAUUCAACUGAAAAAAAAAGAAAAAAGGGAAAACAGCUGUGACAUUGCGAGACAGCCUGGAUGUAAAUAAAGAAGCGCUUGCCAAAGUUUGUAAAUGCCA
Molecule: messenger RNA, 5871 nt
Organism: Epinephelus moara (kelp grouper)
Lineage: Eukaryota; Metazoa; Chordata; Actinopteri; Perciformes; Serranidae
Gene: smarcd3b
Product: SWI/SNF related, matrix associated, actin dependent regulator of chromatin, subfamily d, member 3b
Exons: 14
Coding region: 441-2021 (526 amino acids)
Biological process (GO): regulation of transcription by RNA polymerase II
Cellular component (GO): nucleus; SWI/SNF complex
Source: RefSeq, a predicted model, not a curated record